UCUCAUUGGUCGCUGGUGGAACAUCUCCACUUGCAAUAGGCUGUGGAGAUUGGAAGGGGCGGGGAUGGUGCCCCCUCCCGCCGCCGCCCUCCCCCAGGCGGGCUCGGUUGCGUGGCGGGACUCGGGUCCGAGCUGAGGAGGUGACGGGAGGCGGCAGAAAAUGGCGCUGACUCAGGGGACCAAGCGGAAAGUCUGCUACUACUACGACGGUGACAUUGGAAACUAUUACUAUGGUCAAGGCCACCCUAUGAAGCCCCACAGAAUCAGGAUGACUCACAAUCUCCUUCUGAACUAUGGCCUCUACAGAAAAAUGGAAAUCUAUCGACCCUAUAAAGCUAGUGCUGAAGAAAUGACCAAAUACCACAGCGAUGACUACAUCAAAUUUCUGCGGUCGAUUCGCCCAGACAACAUGUCUGAGUACAGCAAGCAAAUGCAGCGAUUCAAUGUUGGAGAAGACUGUCCUGUGUUUGAUGGCUUGUUUGAAUUUUGUCAGCUUUCUACAGGAGGGUCAGUUGCCAGUGCAGUGAAGCUGAACAAGCAGCAGACAGACAUUGCUGUGAACUGGGCAGGAGGCUUGCAUCACGCCAAGAAGUCUGAAGCCUCAGGCUUCUGUUAUGUCAAUGACAUCGUUCUGGCCAUCUUGGAGUUGCUAAAGUACCACCAGAGAGUGUUGUAUGUCGACAUAGACAUUCACCAUGGUGACGGUGUGGAGGAGGCCUUCUACACUACAGACCGUGUCAUGACGGCAUCUUUCCAUAAGUAUGGCGAAUACUUCCCAGGAACAGGGGACCUGCGGGACAUUGGUGCAGGCAAAGGAAAAUACUAUGCAGUCAACUAUCCCCUCCGGGAUGGGAUAGAUGAUGAGUCCUAUGAAGCCAUCUUUAAGCCAGUGAUGUCCAAAGUGAUGGAGACAUUCCAGCCUAGUGCUGUUGCAUUGCAGUGUGGCUCAGAUUCCUUAUCGGGGGACAGGCUGGGUUGCUUUAAUCUGACCAUUAAAGGUCAUGCCAAGUGUGUGGAAUUCAUCAAGAGCUUUAACUUGCCCAUGCUGAUGCUCGGAGGGGGUGGCUACACCAUCCGCAACGUGGCCAGGUGCUGGACCUAUGAGACUGCUGUGGCUUUGAAUACAGAUAUUCCAAAUGAGCUUCCAUACAACGAUUAUUUUGAAUAUUUUGGGCCGGACUUCAAGCUCCACAUCAGCCCUUCCAACAUGACCAACCAAAACACCAAUGAAUAUCUGGAGAAGAUUAAGCAACGUCUCUUUGAGAACUUGCGAAUGCUUCCCCAUGCUCCUGGAGUCCAGAUGCAGCCGAUCCCGGAGGAUGCCGUCCCAGAGGACAGUGGAGAUGAAGAUGAAGAGGAUCCUGACAAGCGGAUUUCCAUCCGCUCAUCAGACAAGAGAAUAGCUUGUGAUGAGGAAUUCUCUGACUCUGAAGACGAAGGGGAAGGUGGGCGCAAAAACGUUGCCAAUUUCAAGAAGGCCAAACGAGCAAAAACGGAAGAAGAGGAGAAGGAGGAGGAGAAGAAAGAAGUGAAAGAGGAAGAGAAGGCAAAAGAGGACACGACAGACCCCAAAGGCAUAAAGGAAGAGACAAAAUCGACCUAAGAAGCUGGCAGACGGGUAACCCCUCAGUCCCCUGGAUUGGCCUCUCGGGUUCCUUCCCAUUCCACAAGAUUUGUUUGUAUUUUAUAUAAGUUUCUGUAGAUAUUUCUAUAUAAAUAUUUUGAGGAUUUGAGACCCAGGUGGAUUUCCUUGCUGCGAUUCCCUGGGGGUGAGGAAUCUGCUUGGUACACAGUCCUACUCAGCCCCAGGGGUACAGCUUGAGUGGAACCCUUAUUCUUGCGUUCCUGCCGCCGCCUCUUUGGGGACAUGUGUGUGUUUUGUUUUUUUCAUUUUUCAAAAAACUUAAAAGUCUCCCUUUCUCCUGCACCUUCUCUUCUUUUGAAACUAUGGUCUCGCCUUGGAGAAACAUAUGCUCUGGGGCUUUGGUGUUUUGUUUUGUUUUUGUCUUUUGUUGUUUUCCUUGAAUAGUUUUUUGAGGUAUGGAUACAGCCAUAAAACUUUGGGAGGCUUUUGGGGGGUGGGAGGGGGGUGGAAGCUUCAAGUUUUGAGCAGCACCCAUGAAAGAAUCGACUCUGUUCUGCGUAACCACAAAUUGAUGCUGCUCCUCAGCAUCCCAGAGGCACAAGUUAAUGAGGGGGGGGGGGGGUAGCUGCAGUCAGGACCUCCAAGGAACAGGGAGUCCUCUAGGUCUAGGGCAUGGCGGAAGUGUCAGUGGAAGUGCUUAUUAAUGUGAAGUCUCAUGCUGUGGAAAGGAAUAUGCAUUUUCUCCACAGAGGGCAGUGCAGGAGUGAAGGUCCCUCUGUUCUGCAUCAAACACUCCUUCACUGUGAGCUUAGCACACAUGGUGCUCACUUGUCUAAUCCUCUUUUUGUCCUGUCAUGGCCUUACCCUCAGAAUCUGCUCCAAAGCCCAUAGCUGGCAUGUGCAGAAACUAGCCAGUGAUUCAUAAAGACAUCUUUUUUAAAAAGGCCUCUUAAAUAUCACCGUAUUCUAUGAGAAAAUUUCUAGGGGUGGUUUGGUUACACAUGCCAGCCAGCAAGUGGUGGGGGUGGAAUUUUUCAGUGGGUUGUGGGAUUGGAUUGGAAGGGGAAGCAUCCUUCCACAGAGCGCCACCGUAAGGGGUCAAUGCCAACGAUGCUGCUAAUUUAGCCAUGUUACUCUUGGGGCGGAGGGUGGGUUGGGGGGGGGAGAGAAAGGUUUUUAUUUUUUUAAGCCUCUGGUUUAGCUGUAUUUUAGUCUCUGGGAUGCAAGAUCCAUGCAGCUCUUCGAUACUCGUAUUGGUGAAAUGAAAGAUCAUUGUAUUUGUCUUUUGGGGGCAGGGCAGGGAAGAUAUAUAUAUUGUGGUGUUUUUUUAAAAAAGAACUUUUUAUUUUCUUUUUUUGAAGAAAAGGCUUUGUAAUAAAAUUGGUCUGUUUCUCGGUUUUGGGUAGUGAAUUAUUUUCUGUGUAUAGAUGGAAAGAAACCAGUGGAAGCGUUCCUGCCACCUCAUGGUCUUUGCCUCAACAAAGCAGGGAGCAAGAAAACUUAGCCCUGUUGGCUACUAUUGUGCCUUUUGCCAGCUUCAGCUGGUGCAUCCUUCCCAAGUAGAUCUAAGUUUGUCCUGGUUAUCUAUGUCUUGGCAAUGUCCAUUUUCAGCUAAUCAACUGUUACAUAUUGAGUGGUUUUUGAAGGCUUCACUCAAACUCAGGACGCAAGGGAGAAAUGUGCUAGGAGGAAGGCACGCUUGGCAAAUCCACACCGUGAUCAACUCCUGCCCAGAAACCUUUCUCCACUGUGGAAGGAUGUGUGGAUCCAGAAUUGGCCUCCACAGUCACUUAUGGGCUCAUUGUUAAAACCGUGUUUAGGGAAGACAAUCUUACUCUGCUACGAGUGAUCGCCAAAGAAGAAUUUCACCAGGAUUUAUGAAGUUGCCAGUUGUAGUGGUUUCUUUCUGGGAACAACUCAAGGUGGUGUUUAAGCAGUUUAGGAGUCUGGAGAAUCUCAACGAUGGUCUGCUCCUAUAUGAAUCUGCCUAUAUAAGAUGACCUACUAAAAUCAGUACAGAUUAAGACAGUUUAGUGUUGUUAAGCUGCGGUCCAAAUCUACUUGCUCCCUGCUUAGGGCUAACACUUUAAAAAGUCCAGCUGUGCUAUGUAUUCUUCCUUGGUUCAACUUGCUGAAUGGUAGGCCCAGCUGUGACUGAAUCUCUUCUGUCUGCCCCCUACCUUUUAGAGGCCAUGGAGGAAAAAAUAUUGUCUGGAAAGCCUUCCUGCCUCCAUUGGCCAAGCACCAAUGUUGUUAAGCACCAAUUUAAAAACCUUUGGAGCAUCUUUUUUCCUUAGCUGCUUAUGUGUGUAUUUAUGACUAUACAUGUGAGCUGCUGUAGAUGCCUGGUGAAUUAGAAUGAGGCAAUGUGACAUUUCAAACAGGUGGUCUUUAUAUUAUAUGGCUUUUCACAAAGACCGCCAUGGUAUUCUUGCAGAGAAGCAGGUAAAAUGUGGGCUGGACAAGGUUAACUGUUAGGAGGGUUUGUAGCUGGUUGAUAGACCGAACUGAAAGUUCUCACAAAUGGUUCCUCAUCUUCCUGGAAGAAAGUGACAAGUGAGAUGGUACAGGGUUCUGUCCUGGGCCUGUUGUCCAAUGUCUUUAUAAACAACCUAAAAUAAAUUGAGGGGGUGCUCAUCAAAUUUGCCGAUGACACCAACCUGCGAGGGAUAGCUAGUGCCGCAGAAAAUAAUCUGAAUACAAAAUGACCUUAACAGACUGGAAAGCUGGGCCCAAACAAAAUCAAUUUCAAUAGGGACAAAUUUAAGGCUCUACACCAGGCAUCCCCAAACUGCGGUCCUCCAGAUGUUUUGGCCUACAACUCCCAUGAUCCCUAGCUAACAGGACCAGUGGUCGGGGAAGAUGGGAAUUGUAGUCCAAAACAUCUGGAGGGCCGAAGUUUGGGGGUGCCUGCUCUACACUUAUGUACUACUGGCAAGCCAGGUGUCCUCUGUGAAAAGGAUCUAUGGGUGAGUGGACCACAAACUAUCAACAUUGUGAUGCAGCAGCAAAAAAAGAAAAUGUUAUUCUAGCCUGCAUCAACAGAAGUAUAGUGUCCAGAUCAAAGCAAGUAUUUAUUUAUUGAACUAACAAUAAUAAAUUGCAAGUAAUCUAUUCUAUUCAGCCUUGAUCAUACCGCACCUGGAGCCCUGUGUCGUUUUGGGUGCCAGUUUAAGGAUAUUGACAAGCUGGGUUGUGUGCAGAGGGCAACCAAGACCAUAAAGGAGAUUCCAACUAAACAUAAGGAAGAGCUUUGUGACAGUAAGAGCUGUUCAACAGUGGAAGGAUGCUGGUCAGGGGUCAGCAACCUUUUUCAGCCGUGGGCCGGCCCACUGUCCCUCAGACCAUUAGGUUGCCUACCCAAUGUUGGUGGUGCUGCAUAGGUAACUGAAGGCCGUUAACAAUUAGCAACUGAAUCCCUUUUCAAAAGUAAACAGCAGGCAUGUGGGCCUGACACAGCCUGCCCACACUCACCUUUUUCCAGGGGGAACACUCAUUCACACAAAUAAGUUUCUCUCCUGCCCAACCCAGUGAAAAUAGAAAUACUGUAUGGGAGCCCCAGUCUGAACCAGGACCAGCAGGGCAGAGGGUUUAAAAGGGUUUAAAAGGCUAGUCCCCAACCUACCCAUACAGCCACACUACACCCUUCAAGUUCCAUUUUAUAAAGUGUCAUUCCUGCAAUUGGAAAUUUUAUUAGUGUUGUUUACUUGGGCCAUGUUUCUAUAAACCUCGCAUCUUUACCUAAAAACAUGCAAACUAGGAUCAGCCUAGAAGUCCACUGGGCAUCCCACAUGACUGUAGGAAUGGAAGAAAAGAGAAAGUGGCCAUUCUAAUGUUUAGCCCAGGCUGCUGGUAUAUGAAGGUAGACUCCCUCUGAACACUGAUGCUAGCAACUCUUCCUUGGCCUGUUUCCAGAGGCUUUUGCUUUUUUCAAAUGUUUUGUAGUAGCCAUCACCCGCACUGUGUGUGCAGUAUGCACUCUAGAAGUACGGGUGAAACUUGGAAAAUUGGAAUAUCGUCGAAAAGUGCAUUUAUUUCAGUAAUGCAACUUAAAAGGUGAAACCAAUAUAUGAGAUAAAUGCAUGACAUGCAAAGCAAGAUAUGUCAAGCCUUUAUUUGUUGCAAUUGUAAUUGUCGUUAGGCGGGUCAAUUAUAAAUGGAAUGUAAUUAAUGAAAUGUAAUAGUGAUGUUUAUUUUUGUA
This is a messenger RNA of Zootoca vivipara (common lizard), 5786 nucleotides long. RefSeq names its product histone deacetylase 1 (gene HDAC1). NCBI's taxonomy places the organism in Eukaryota, Metazoa, Chordata, Lepidosauria, Squamata, Lacertidae. Gene Ontology annotation, cellular component: NuRD complex. The record is from RefSeq and is a predicted model, not a curated record. Gene Ontology annotation, molecular function: histone deacetylase activity. Gene Ontology annotation, biological process: heterochromatin formation.